UAUACGUAUGUACUACGGCUGCGCGUCUAUCCCAAGAAGCUUCGCGGCAACUUCGCGGGGUUACAAAUCUUCAUUCCAUAUCGAGUUGGCUCGACGACUUCAGACUGAGCGACCAUCCAUGCACGCCAGUCGCCUCGCUCGUUCGCUCGCCCCUCUGCUCGCGUCGUCAUGUAGACGCACCGUGCAGCAUCGUUUCGUGCGUGUCCCUAGACGAUAUGCUUCAGUGGCAACUCCAGGGCCAGCAGUCACCGCGACAAACCGUGCUGAAGCGACGUUGAAGCGGUUCUGGAAAACAGUGGGCAUCGAAGAGCGCGAAGAUGCAUUCGCCGUCACGCUGGACAAGCGACCUUUGCGGACACCGGGCGGGAAACAUAUGCUGCUGCCGAAGAACAAGAGACUCGCCGCCACUUUAAUUGCCUCGGAGUGGGAGAACCAGGAGACACUGCUCAAGCCACAUUCAUUGCCGAUGACGUCCAUUGCCUCCAGGGCUAUUGACGCUUUCUCCGAGGAGCAGACUCGGGCAGAAGUACGUGGACAGCUGCUCAAGUAUUUCGAGACGGACACAAUAUGCUUCCACCAAACUCAGCCAGCUGCCAUUUUGAAGCUACAGUCAGCUCACUGGUGGCCAAUAAUCAAUUGGGCGCAGUCCACCUUUGAAAUCGGCAUCAGCACGACAGACUCGCUCCUGCUUCCCCCACAUCCGCAAGAGACCUACGAAAAACUUGACAAGCUGAUGUCAGGGUUUGACGCGUGGGAGAUGGCUGCUAUGGAACGGAUCACUUACACAUCCAAGUCGUUCCUGAUUGCCCUUGCUCUCAUCAAGAGGCAAGUUACGGCAGAGGAAGCAGCACUCGCGGCUCACGUUGAGGUCAAUAGCCAGAUCGAGCUUUGGGGUGAGGUAGAAGAUUGUGAGUGGUUCCGUCUUUCCUGAGAUCUUCGGCUAGGCUGACUCCCCGAGUAGCUCAUGAUGUGGACUACCACGAC
Messenger RNA from Rhodofomes roseus, 984 nucleotides. Its product is annotated as ATP12-domain-containing protein. NCBI's taxonomy places the organism in Eukaryota, Fungi, Basidiomycota, Agaricomycetes, Polyporales, Fomitopsidaceae. The transcript has 5 exons. The coding region runs from base 8 to 931 and encodes 307 amino acids. The record is from RefSeq and is a predicted model, not a curated record. Gene Ontology annotation, cellular component: mitochondrion. Gene Ontology annotation, biological process: mitochondrial proton-transporting ATP synthase complex assembly.